UCUCCUUCACUUAAAAUUCACAUAAUAAGUUCCGUUUUGGACUCUUUUUAACGUAAAAUUCUUCUCAACCUUCUUCUUCAUCUUCACUCCUUUUCCCAUUUUUUAUUCUAAAAAACACAAUUCUGGUGAUAAUGGCUUUGGCGACGGCUGAUUCAGCGGCGGAAAUUCUCUCCAACCUUAACAUCAACGCCGGAGAUUGGCCUCCUAAUCUUGUCAAGAAUCUCCACCUCCUGCCUGCGGAUCAGAUUGAAUUGGCAAAGAUGUUGUCGGAGAUGGGGCAGAGCCAUUUGUUUCAGCAUUGGGCAGAGCCUGGCGUGGAGGACGACCAAAAGAAAGCCUUUUUUGCUCAGGUGGCUAAGCUAAAUUCAAGCUAUCCUGGGGGUUUGGCAUCGUAUAUUCAAACUGCUAGGGAGCUGUUAGCAGACUCGAAAACAGGGAAGAACCCAUAUGAUGGCUUCACACCCUCGGUUCCAACUGGAGAAAUUCUUUCUUUUGGUGAUGAUAAUUUCAUCAAUUUUGAGGAGGCAGGUGUCAAAGAAGCCCAAAAUGCAGCAUUUGUUCUUGUUGCAGGUGGGCUUGGUGAACGGCUUGGAUACAAUGGAAUUAAGGUGGCACUUCCAGCAGAGACCACAACUGGAACAUGUUUCUUACAGUCAUACAUCGAGUCCAUUCUGGCUCUUCAGGAGGCUAGUGGUAUGCUCACGCGAGGUACAUGUCAAAAGGAGAUUCCUUUUGUUAUCAUGACAUCAGAUGACACACAUACCCGUACAUUGGACCUUUUAGAGUCAAAUUCUUAUUUUGGAAUGAAACCUGCGCAAGUUAAACUUCUUAAGCAGGAAAAAGUUGCAUGCUUAGAUGAUAAUGAUGCUAGGCUUGCUUUGGAUCCUCAUAACAAAUACAAAAUUCAGACAAAGCCGCAUGGCCAUGGUGAUGUGCACUCACUUCUUUAUUCUAGCGGCCUUCUGAAUUUGUGGCAUGAUGCUGGUUUGAGAUGGGUUAUUUUUUUCCAAGACACAAAUGGACUUCUGUUCAAGGCAAUUCCAGCAUCACUGGGAGUCAGUGCAACUAAACAAUACCAUGUCAACUCUAUUGCUGUUCAACGGAAAGCAAAAGAAGCCAUUGGAGGAAUUACCAGACUUACUCAUAGUGAUGUCCUGAGAAAGGUAAUCAUGUCAGAAAUAGCAGAAUCUGUCGCUACUACUCGAUUUGGAGAAGUAACAACUAGUCAAACCACAGGGGAACUACAGAAUAUCCAAGCUGCAUACAGAUUGAAUGGAAAGAACUACUUGAAGUGGUUUCAGUUGGUUCAAACCUUUCUAAAAGGGAAAGGAAAAUUGAGCCAUCUUCUUGGCACUGGUCCUGAGAAAGGAGAUCCAAAAUUUGAGGCUUGGGAUGAAGAGGAUUCUAUGGUUAUGUCAUGGCUGUGGAAUUCUAUGACACCAGAUAUUAGUGACACUUGUAUGUUUUUGUCCACGGCCAAAGACAUUUGGGAAUCAAUUCGUCAAACCUAUUCCAAAGUUAAAGAUGCUACUCAAGUCUAUGAGGUAAAGAUCAAGACUGCAGCUCUCAAACAAGGGAAUAAGUCAGUCACAGAGUAUGCUAUUCUUCUUAAAAAUCUUUGGCAAGAGAUGGAUCACUAUCAGUGCAUAGAAAUGAAGUGCAGUGAAGAUGCAACAACUUUGAAGAAAUUUAUUGAAAAAGAUCGAGUCUAUGAUUUUCUUGCUGGACUGAAUGUUGAGUUUGAUCAAGUCAGAGUCCAAAUUCUGGGAAAACAGGAUCUGCCUUCUUUAAAUGAAGUGAUAUCCAUGGUUAGAGCAGAAGAGAGCAGAAGAGGAGUGAUGCUUGACAGUGUGCAUGUAGAAGGAUCUGCUAUGGUCUCUAAUGGUGGGAAGAACCAAAGCUUAGAACAAUUACCAGUCAGUGAGAAUGGGAAAGGUGAUUCGGCUAAAACUUCAAAUCGCGACAAUCUUUGGUGCACCUAUUGCAAGAAGCCAAGGCACACCAGAGAUCGUUGCUGGAAACUACAUGGAAAACCUUCGACUUCAAGCAAAGAAUGGGGUUAUAAAGGAGGACAGCCAAGAAAUCAAGGACAAGCUCACAUGACUGCAAUGGAGUUAAACCAGGAGAAGUCUCAGGAACAAGGAGAGUUGGAUAAAAAAGAGAUUGAGAAACUGAGAAGCCUAUUGGGAACUCUUGAAAAGGCUACUGGUGUAUGCUCCUUGGCACACUCAGGGAGAUCAAUGGUGAUCAAUGUGGAAUACAAUCAGCUUGAUCCUCUGCUUAGAGCAACCGGCCAUCCUGAUGGAGAUGUUAAUUGUGAGACUGGUUAUUCUCCUUUCCCAGGAAAUAUAAACCAACUGAUUUUGGAGCUUGGUCCAUACAUUGAGGAGCUCACAAAAACAGGAGGUGCUAUUAAGGAAUUUGUUAACCCAAAGUAUAAAGAUGCUAGCAAAACAUCAUUUAAGUCCUCAACUAGACUAGAGUGUAUGAUGCAAGACUACCCUAAAACAUUGCCUCCAUCAGCAAGAGUUGGAUUUACGGUGAUGGAUACAUGGCUUGCUUAUGCACCUGUGAAAAACAACUCUGAGGAUGCUGCUAAGGUACCAAAAGGGAACCCAUAUCACAGUGCAACUUCUGGAGAAAUGGCCAUAUAUCGUGCAAACAGUCUCAUCCUUAAAAAGGCUGGUGUCCAAAUGGAGGAUCCAGUACAACAGGUUUUCAGUGGACAAGAGGUGGAAGUGUGGCCACGUGUUACAUGGAAGCCUAAAUGGGGGCUGACUUUUGCUGAGAUCAAAAGGAAAAUUAGUGGAAGUUGCUCCAUUUCUCAAAGGUCUACUAUGGCCCUUAAGGGCCAUGAUAUUUUUCUUGAAGAUUUAUCCUUGGAUGGAGCUCUUAUCAUCAACUCUAUUGAUGGUGCAGAGGUAAAAGUUGGGGGAUCAAUACAGAACAAGGGCUGGCUUCUUGAGAGCAUUGACUACAAAGAUAUUGCUAUACCGGAGGAACUGAGGAUCAGGGGUUUCCAAAUCAACAAAUUAGAGCAAUUGGAGGAAACUUACGUGGAACCUGGCAAGUUCACCUUAAAGCCAUGAAGUUGAACAUAGAAAGAGACACAACAAUUCUUUUUUUAUUUUUUCUUUUUCAGAAAGCUUUAUCUGGUUAUUAUUAGACAGUUCAUAGCAGGAAUAAAUCACUUUCCUUCAGUAACUUGUAUUACAAUUAUGUCCUUUAACAAUAAUGAGCCAAUAAUAACCACCCAAACCUUCCUCCCUCUUUCUCAUAAACUCUUCCAUCUUUUAUUCUGUUACUCUUGGGAUGGAAAUAAAAUUUUCAGGACAUGUGAAUAAGAUGCUUAUUUCUUGCAUCUCUUGAUCUUU
This is a messenger RNA of Durio zibethinus, 3374 nucleotides long. RefSeq names its product UDP-sugar pyrophosphorylase-like. Gene Ontology annotation, biological process: UDP-N-acetylglucosamine biosynthetic process. Lineage: Eukaryota; Viridiplantae; Streptophyta; Magnoliopsida; Malvales; Malvaceae. Gene Ontology annotation, molecular function: UDP-N-acetylglucosamine diphosphorylase activity. The record is from RefSeq and is a predicted model, not a curated record.